Molecule: messenger RNA, 1415 nt
Organism: Doryrhamphus excisus (bluestripe pipefish)
Lineage: Eukaryota; Metazoa; Chordata; Actinopteri; Syngnathiformes; Syngnathidae
Gene: mapda
Product: N6-Methyl-AMP deaminase
Biological process (GO): inosine biosynthetic process; adenosine catabolic process
Molecular function (GO): adenosine deaminase activity
Source: RefSeq, a predicted model, not a curated record
UUUCAGUGUUGCGCUUUGGUGUGUCACAGGCAAAUGUGUUCUGAAAAUACCAGCAGCCCGUCGUCAUAACAUCUCAGGGAAAGUUAGCCAUACAUUUUAGUGUCGAAUAUGGAAAAUGAGCUCGAUCCUUUUUAUCGGGAGCUUCCAAAAGUGGAGCUCCACGCUCACCUCAACGGCUCGGUGAGCUUCCACACCAUGGAGAAACUCAUGAAGAGAAAGCCGCAUCUCAACAUCGACCACCACAUGACGGCCAUCGGCAAAGGGCAGCGGAGGAGCCUGGAAGAGUGCUUCCAGGUCUUCAAGGUCAUCCAUCAGCUGGUGGACACGGAGGAGGACAUCCUGAUGGUGGCCUCAGAUGUAAUCAAGGAGUUUGCGGCUGAUGGUGUCAAAUAUUUAGAACUUCGGAGUACACCGAGACAGGAGGAGAAAACAGGGCUGACCAAGAGGAACUAUGUGGACACGGUGAUCAAAGCCAUCCAGAUGUGUAAAGACGAGGACGUGGACAUCGAUGUCAGGUUCCUGGUGGCCAUCGAUCGCAGGAAUGGCAGUGAGGUUGCCAUGGAGACGGUGAAGCUGGCUGAGGACUUCAUGUUGUCUGCUGAUGGGCUGGUCGUUGGACUUGACCUGAGUGGGGAUCCAACGGUGGGCCACGGCAAAGACCUGCUUCCUGCCCUACAGAGAGCCAAGAACAGCGGACUCAAGUUAUCCUUGCAUCUCUCUGAGUUGCCGUCUCAGCGCGAGGAGUCGGAGCUGCUGCUCAGUCUGCCGCCAGACAGGAUCGGUCACGGCACCUUCCUCCAUCCUGAAGUGGGCGGAUCCCAAAGCCUCGUGGACAAAGUCACCAAGAACAACAUCCCGUUGGAGCUCUGCUUGACAUCAAACGUGAAAGGCCAAACUGUGGCGUCGUACUCCCAGCAUCACUUCAAGUACUGGUACCAGCUGGGGCACCCAAGCGUCAUUUGUACUGAUGACAAGGGAGUCUUCAGCACGGAUUUGUCUCAGGAAUACCAGCUGGCGGCAACCACGUUUGGUCUGGACCACGACGCCGUGUGGACGCUCUCCCAGCAGGCCAUCGACUGCAUCUUCGCACCGGACAGCGUCAAGCAGCAGCUCAGACAAAAGUGGAGCGAAUUACAGCCUCGUGUGCUCAACUGAGCCGUUUUAGAUCGGCGGCAGCUGACGCUUACCUCAUGUUAUAGUAAAGGGAAAAUACUAACAUUUUUUAUACUACAUAUAUAGUACAUACAUGUACCCGUGUAUGUAUAUAUACAAAUCUCAGACUAACAUUGUAAAAAGUGAAAACACUUAAGUAUUAUUACACUAUGAGCAGAGCAAACAUGAUAAACACUUGAAUCAUGCCUGUGAUUAAAUGUGAUUAAAUGUGAUUAAAUGUGAUUAACUCCACAUCCAUCACU